AUGCCCAAGCAUCUCUUGUCAGAGCGCCCUGCCUGCGACGAAUGCAAGCAGCGGCGAAGGCGCUGCAUGCACAGAGCGGCGCCCGUUGACAAGAGAUCAGGCAAACGGUCCGUUGCCUGCGACGACUGCAAGAAGCGACACAACCGAUGUGAGCAUGUGGAGGAGCUCAUCGACACAUCGGCGUCGUGCGACGGACCGUUUGCUAGUUCACCACCGGCCAGUCAGGUGGCAUCAGGCUCGCCCGAAAAGACACAAGGCAUGGAGUUUGGUGCACCCAUGUACCACUACUACACUCGCCGCAGCACAAAGGCCAAGGAGCCCAUCCAAUACCAACCCCAAUCCAUCGCAGUCACAGUUGCAAAAGCCAAGGAGCCCACUAAAUACCGACCCCAACCUGCCGCGGUCACAGUCGCAAAGGCCACCCCCACCAAGGCCACAAGAUCUUCCCCUCUCAGCUCCCCUCCCAGCUCACCGUCCACCCAUCUCUAUUCCACGCCGCCGGCUCAACUCCCCUCAUCAUCAUCAGCCGGCCACGCCUUCCCGCCCUUCCCCUCUGAGUCCGCACGCUCACUCCCGCACUUCUACACUGGCACCACCAUAGCCUUGGAGAACAUCAUGGGCGAUCACAAAGACGACCCUGAACUCAGCUUGCUUCAGUUAAUCAAAGAACUGGACGAUAAUGCCCCCACUGUCAAAGAUGGGGUUCAUCAAGUCAUUCUGAGGGGGAACAAGUGGGUCUAUCGGGUACUCCGGGAGUUGGUGGCUGAGAAUGAGGACGAGGAAGAAGAUCAAAACGAUGAGUGGAUUGAUGAAGACAGCGAUGAGCAGAUGGAUGAAGACAGCAAUGAGGGUGCUGACGUCGAGAUGUGUGUUACAUAUUUGUCAUGGUGGGUUGAGUCAGAGAGGGUAAGGUUGUGUCUUUGA
Molecule: messenger RNA, 924 nt
Organism: Pyrenophora tritici-repentis Pt-1C-BFP
Lineage: Eukaryota; Fungi; Ascomycota; Dothideomycetes; Pleosporales; Pleosporaceae
Source: RefSeq, a predicted model, not a curated record